Molecule: messenger RNA, 811 nt
Organism: Penaeus indicus
Lineage: Eukaryota; Metazoa; Arthropoda; Malacostraca; Decapoda; Penaeidae
Exons: 3
Coding region: 36-710 (224 amino acids)
Source: RefSeq, a predicted model, not a curated record
UGUGCGGCGUGACCGAGGAAGGAACAGCGAAAAAGAUGGUGUCCCAAAGCCUGCGUGUUGUGAUGGCGGCGGCCGCGCUUGCACUUGCAAUGGCGGCCUCUGACCCCUCAUAUCUCCCGGCCUACGCUGGUGGCAUCGGCGCUGAUGUCCCCAUUGUGGCACCUCCUGUCGGUGUUCCCGUGGCACUCCCCGGCCUCGCCCAUGUCCCCGCGGCGGUGCCAUGCCUCCCCGAGACGCAGUACGUGAAGAAGUACCAGACGCAGGUGCAGCAGGUCCCUGUCUACACCACCGUGUACAAGCAGCAGAUCGUCCCCACUACCCUGUACAACACCCAGUACGAGACCGUGUACCAGACCGAGUACAAGACCGCCUACGUCCCGAAAUACAUCACCGAAACCGCUUACAAGACCGAGGUGCAAUACCAGACGGUUUACAAGACCCAAUACCACACCGAAUACCAGACCCACUACGUCACCUCGACCCAGUACGUGCCCAAGUACGUGACCCAGACCCAGUACAACACCCAGUACGUGACACAGACAGAAUACCAGAAUAUCUACAGCACCCAGCUCGUGCCCAAGUACAUCACGAAGACCCAGCUGCAGUACCAGACUCAGUACCAAACCAAGGUACUACCCCAGUACCUCACCGUCACGAGGACACAGCACUUCUACAAGACUGUGUGCCCGAAACCUGCCUAUGGAUACUAAGGAAACUCUGUGAUCUGGCUGUGAAAUUCUCGUGUUUAUCAGACUCUGUACUAUGCAUUUUUAAGGCAUUUUUCUUAAAGGCAUUAUAUAAUAACAUCUCA